This is a messenger RNA of Centruroides sculpturatus (bark scorpion), 1629 nucleotides long. RefSeq lists its product as uncharacterized. The record is from RefSeq and is a predicted model, not a curated record. The transcript is spliced from 2 exons. Lineage: Eukaryota; Metazoa; Arthropoda; Arachnida; Scorpiones; Buthidae. The coding region runs from base 186 to 1322 and encodes 378 amino acids.
GUUUCGCCGCACCCGAGACCGUGUCGGCCCGUCGGCGCUGCAAAAACCACCACAUCCGAGUCGCGGGCGAGUCCCGCCACACGUCGCAUUCGCAACGCUCCUGUGGAGGGGAGAUUCCCGGAAAACAGCCGAAUGUGAGACCCGAAGGAAACGCCCGUUUACACCUCCGGCGCUUUGCAGGUAUUAUGAAGCGCGAAGACCGAGGCGACGCCGCGGAAGCCGUGGCGGAAACGAACGACGCCCCCAUCGACCUGACGAAAAAGUCCCACCUGGAAUCGUCGGAAGCUCCCGAUCGCCACGGCGACCUUCCCGACCACAAACAACCUAGUCCGGAGUGGCGAGUUCCACCCUUCUACCCCCCUCUGUUCUUCCUGGGUGGAGAAUCGCCCUUCCGCGCCUUCCCGGCCGUGGCCGUGGCCAACCCCUUCCUCUUGCCCUACUAUCCCGUGCUCUACCAGCAGCUGGGCCUCAGAUGCGCCGUGGUCGGCACCGAUCCGUCCUUCGACGGGGUCAACUGCCUCUAUCGAGCCGCCAGCGACACCUACCUGAAGGACCGCGUUCUCCGCAACGCGGUGGCCGCCCCCUAUCCCCGCGGCCCUCUGGCGGCGGCGGCGGACGGGGGCUUCCCUUGGGCGCCGGCGGAAACCCGCGGAUGGCCGGCCGGCAGCCGGACCAACCCGCUGCGAAAGUGCAGGUCUCUGGGAGCUCUGGCGGAAGAAGCGGGAGAAGAAGCUCCUUGCGCGCGCUCCCUCAGUUGUCCCGACCUGAGUGUCCCGGACUGCCGACGGCGGGCUCCGACGGAAGGGCCCGCGGGCAAGAGGAUGAAGAUGGAAGUCCGUCCUUCCGGGAAUUCGCCGAAGGAAGGAAACGGGACCCGGUUCCGCCGGAGAGACGAGUUCGAUCUGUCGGCCCAAUCCCGCUCCAGGUCCAUGCCUUCGGUUUCCCAAGGAGAUCAAGAGAGCUUCUUACAGAAACUUCGGCACGUGGCACCGGCGGGAUUUCCCUGCAACGUCUACGGUUACUACACCCACUUGAUGCAGAAGUAUCAGGACCACGAGGAGCUGAAGCGUAGAGUGGGCAUCGUUCCGGAAAACAGUCCUCCGGGUUCUCCGGGUCCGGAAGCCAAGAAGAGACCCACCCGGACCUUGACGGGUAAACACGUUAGACACGGGACGGGAGCCAGCCCUUCCACCCUUCUGACUCUGCGCCAGAUGAUCCAGGAGAGGCAGAGAGCCAAAGAACUGGCUCAGAGUUACGGGACCACCAACAAAUGCAAGAUGACCAGGAAGCACUCCAACAAAGCGGGAAGACGCUCUACUUAACGCCGCCGGUGCCUUAUUUCGCAACUUUAUACUUUCGAUACUCGCGCGGGACCAAAACCAAGCCCAUAGUUCCUCUACACACUUGGUCCGGUAUUUUUUUAGACGGGAGCGUAGGCUUCCACCGCCAACGGAAUUCCAGUCAUCUCGGUUCUACCCUAUUUUUGUACGUUUCUACAUUUUUAUAACAGAAGUUGUACUUAAAUCGUAUUAUCGACGAGAACCACCGCAGGUGCCUUCAUUCCACAAACGUUUAUUUAUAUGAAUUCCGAAAAGAUUCGGGACCGACUCCCCAUUCGUAUCGUUUUUU